AUAUAUGCUUUUUCAUUUUUUUGCAAGUGCCCAGACAGACAGCUGGGCAAAUCCUGAGUGCGUUAUCGAGGAUGCCCUCGAAUGUGGUCGUGUCAUCAUACUCUUGCUAAGCCAGAGUUGCUGCUGCUGCUAAAUCAGCGCGCGUUGAGUUUUACAGCGCGUGGAAACGAACCGCUAUAGACAGUGGACCAAUCAGCGAGCAAUAUGGGGACAAGCGGCUUGCUGUUGUAAACAUAUCAGUCGUUAGUACUCAAUAAACCCGCACACUGCUUCACUACUAUGCUCGUUGUCACACGUUCCGCAUUGGACCAAAAUAUGCUACAAUGCUCAAAACAAUACGGACGUGGAUUAAAGAGAUUGCUUCAAUCACCCGAGGACUUUUGACUUUUCACACAUAAUGCCUUAUUAUAUUAAGUUUCUAUUUUUACUUUUUUGCUUGAUACAUAUCGGGGAAUGCCGAAAGCACAAAAGUAGGAAAAGGAGGUGGUCCGGGGCGGUGGAAUCUCACAAGCAUGGCGCUCCUCUGACCGGAAAAAAGAUUGUUGAUAACACCAAAUCUCGCAAAGUGAAGACGGACCACCUGUUGCGAGUAGAUGAUCAUGACUUUACCAUGAGACCAGCCUUUGCAGGCCCUGCAGUCCCUGUGGGAGUGGAUGUUCAGGUGGAGAGUUUGGAUAGUAUAUCAGAGGUGGACAUGGACUUCACCAUGACCCUGUAUCUGAGGCACUACUGGAAAGACGAGAGGCUGUCCUUUCCCAGCACCACCAACAAGAGCAUGACGUUCGACGGACGUCUGGUGAAGAAGAUCUGGGUGCCGGAUGUGUUCUUCGUCCACUCCAAGAGGUCGUUCAUCCACGACACCACCACGGAGAACAUCAUGCUCAGAGUCUACCCUGACGGCCACGUGCUCUACAGCCUCAGGGUGACAGUUACUGCGGCGUGUAACAUGGACUUCAGUCGUUUCCCUCUAGACUCACAGACCUGCACACUGGAGCUGGAGAGCUACGCUUACACGGAUGAGGACCUCAUGCUGUACUGGAAGAGUGGGGAUGAGUCUCUUAGCACAGACGACAGGAUCUCUCUGUCGCAGUUCCUCAUCCAGAAGUUUCACACUACCUCCAGACUGGCUUUUUACAGCAGCACGGGCUGGUACAACCGUCUGUACAUCAACUUCACCCUGCGACGUCACAUUUUCUUCUUCCUGCUCCAGACCUACUUCCCUGCCACUCUGAUGGUCAUGUUGUCCUGGGUGUCCUUCUGGAUUGACCGCAGGGCAGUGCCGGCCAGGGUCUCAUUAGGUAUCACCACGGUGCUCACCAUGUCCACCAUCAUCACCGGAGUCAACGCCUCCAUGCCCAGGGUGUCCUACAUAAAAGCCGUGGACAUUUACCUCUGGGUCAGUUUCGUGUUUGUAUUCCUCUCGGUGUUGGAGUACGCCGCGGUGAACUACCUGACGACGGUGAGGGACGGCAAAGAUCGGAAGCUCAGGGAGAAGGCCAGAGAGCAGUCGCUGGGUCUGGCCAGAGAGCAGUCCCUCCCGUGCACGUGUGGCAUGUCCCACGCCGGCACCAUGCUGGUGGACGGGACCUACAGCGAGGCUGACACCAACAGCCUGGCCGGGUACACCAGGGCCUCCGCUCCAGAGGACCCCCCGGAGAAGCCGGAGCGCAUGGUGGUGCACCUCACGCUGGACAACGAGUCCACGGGAACCAAGAAGAAGGCGCGCUUCCGCAGCUUCAGCCUCAUGCAGAACACCCACGCCAUAGACACCUACUCGCGAAUGAUCUUCCCUGGUUCCUACAUUAUCUUCAACCUCAUCUACUGGUCGGUGUACUGCUAAGGUUGUUUUCCGGUCCGUGGAUGGGCAGCGUACAGGUGUUCCACCAUACCAGAUGUAGCAGAACAGUUUGGUGACUCUUACUGGCAAACUGUUUGACUCCAAGUGGUAAAGGACUCCGUAUUUCACAUGGAGGCUGAAGGUAACAUCAGUGCCCACAAUGACGUAAUUCGCUGAGGAUUUCUCCCAUCUCUUGAUGGAUAACACAGGUCUAUCCUCGCCAUCAGCUACAAUCCUCUGACUACUUGACUUAACUGUACAGCUUUCCUACCUUCUCUAUACAUAUUUUAGCAAUUUACACUGACAUGCAGGUCCAAGACAACAAUGCCUGCUCUUAUAUUUAUUAGACCUCUGGAAUCAAAGCUCUUCAUCAUCAUUGUACUGUUAAAGCAAGGAAACUACAGUGGUGAGACAAAAUUUGUGAAUACGUUAUCAAGUAUUUCUGCAUACAUUUCACUUGAUCGUUCCACUUCCUAAUGACAGAUGAGGUGAUCCUGAUUAAACAAACAACAUUAAACAAUUGUACUUUUUCCAUUAAGGCAUUGAGCAAAUUGAUCCAACAUUCAGUUUCUAUGUUGGCAAAAGUAUGUCUACCUCUAAAUUCAACAGCUCAAAAAGUGUAUUAAAGUAUCAGUGUUAGUAUUUGGUCUCCAUGUUUGUAUCCAAUGGCAACAUCAACCUUAUAACAUCUGUGGCAUCAUUAUUAAUGAUUGAUUCAUAGUUUUCAAUCACAGCAUUAUUAGGAAUAUUUGACCAAUCUUCAGAAAUCAUUUAAAAUAUUUAGUUAAUAUUAAGUUACUAUGGGACCAAAUGUAAAAAAUGUAUUGACCUGACUAAUAUAGAGGUUCAGAUACUUCUUCCAACAAAGAAACUGUAUGUUGGACAAUUUGCUCAAUAAAGAAAUAAAAACACUGGACAUUUCUAUGAACAUCUGAUCCAAUUUAAGGUCAAAUGUAUGCAGAAAUAAAGAAACAAUAAUUGUUUAUUAUUGACGGUAUACAUAUCUGGAAUGUGUUUAAGUGUCUUAGUGUUGGUUAGAUUGCCCCAUGAACUAGAAAAUAGGAAGUGUUAUCGGUAAAGUGAGGGGUGACAUCUAAUCUGGCCAGAGUAAAUGAGAGAAUAAAUUGCUCAUGAGCACAUUGAAGCACAGCCAUGUCAAGGCACCAAGUGUUACUCUUUUUAAUAGUUGAUAAUGGUUGAGCAAACCAUGUAAAAAUAGAAAUCUACCAAAUAAAAGCUGGAGUUUGCGUUGCAAAGAUUUUUAUAUGGAUGGAAAUAUAUAAUGACUAAUUGCAUAAUUUAUUUGCUAUAACCUAUUUAUUUCUGUUUGUGUAUUCAUUAAUUCAUAAAUUUUAGGCCUAUCAUUCUACUUACAUAAUGACUUUUUUGUGCACUGAUAGACUCAUAUGCCAUUAUACCUUAAAUUCACUGUAACGAGGAAUACGGCUGGACAGAUAGUUAUUUCAGUGCGGCAGCAGUUUAAAGUGUUCGAUGGCUGUGAGUCGGAAAUCCUGUGAGAGUGGAGGCUACCCAAUGGUGCUACCGUUAAGUCACUGUCUCUCAGUUGAGCUGAUUAUGGCUGCCAGGAGUUGGCAUUAUUGCUGCCGAAUCCCGGUUGUGUCAUGCCAACUAUGCCGUGCCUGUAGGCUCAGCACCAUCCGGGGUUGGUGGAGGGAUGUCAGACUCGGGAUGCAUUGCCCCGCCGUGCUCUGGUGACUCCUUGAUGUAUGUCAGGUGCCUGCAGGCUCAGUACUUCCUGGUUAAGGAGCAGAACGGCUUAGCGAGGUGUGUUCUGGUCUGGAGGAUGGCUUUUCAUCUAGAUUCUCCCAAACCAAGUCGCCACAAUGAGUCAAUGAGGUGUUGAACACAAUUCAAGGGGGAAUAAGGAAUUGCAAGGGGGAACAAUAUUUUUUCAAAACUGAUGGGAGGGUUGGUACCAUUUUGAAUAAUAAUGUGAAGGUUGUUUUAGGGGCUUUAUGUUAGAAUAUUAUUCAAAAGAGAUUUUAAAGACAUACAAAGUUUUAUCAGUGACGUAAUGAACUUGAAAAGCCUUAAGUGAAUAAUUUUUUUUAUCACCAUGGUUUUAUUGCUAUAUUUUCUGUUUGUUUGAAUGACUGUUUGGGUUAUGAGUGACUGCAUAUUGUUUUGUUAACAUUUUCUAUCCAGCAUUCUAUCCAACCAAUAUAUUAGUAAAGUGGUACUGUAUGUAGUUUGUAGAUAGACACAAGCAUGAGCUGGAUGUACUGGGCUGUGAUGUCAUUCAUCAGAAUGGGCAAAUCUCUGGAAUCCAUACUGCCACUGUAGACAGGUCAGCAUGCUGGACAAAUAAACACACAACACAAACCACAUUACUCAGAUGCUUGUCCACAAGCUGUACAACUACAACUGAUUCUUGUUGCAUCAGAUAUUUAGAAUGUAUGCUUUUUGGAGCAGAUUUGAUAAAUAAAGGGUUUGAACUGAAAGCA
Molecule: messenger RNA, 4302 nt
Organism: Esox lucius (northern pike)
Lineage: Eukaryota; Metazoa; Chordata; Actinopteri; Esociformes; Esocidae
Product: gamma-aminobutyric acid receptor subunit rho-2
Exons: 10
Coding region: 398-1840 (480 amino acids)
Biological process (GO): monoatomic ion transmembrane transport; signal transduction; regulation of membrane potential
Cellular component (GO): GABA-A receptor complex; membrane; neuron projection
Molecular function (GO): GABA-A receptor activity; extracellular ligand-gated monoatomic ion channel activity; neurotransmitter receptor activity
Source: RefSeq, a predicted model, not a curated record